This is a messenger RNA of Fusarium keratoplasticum, 1986 nucleotides long. Its product is annotated as HET domain-containing protein. The coding region runs from base 1 to 1986 and encodes 661 amino acids. The record is from RefSeq and is a predicted model, not a curated record. NCBI's taxonomy places the organism in Eukaryota, Fungi, Ascomycota, Sordariomycetes, Hypocreales, Nectriaceae. The transcript has a single exon.
AUGAACGAGGAAUUAUACAAGGCCUACGCUGGAGAAAUCCUGGAGGAGGAAGAUUCAUUUCGCCUCAUUUCUCUUCAACCUGGCGACCCCGAUGAACCAUUGAUCCUACGUCUUAUCAACACUAGACUUCAGGAACCUCAACCUUACGAAGCCGUUUCUUAUGUUUGGGGAGACGCAUCACGCCAGGUACUGGUACGAGUUGUUGAUAAGAAUGGCGAAGAAAUCACGAUGGGCGUCACACCCAACUGUUACGCUGCGCUCCAACGACUGCGAAAGAAGGAUUCCGCUCGAACCUUGUGGAUUGAUUCCAUCUGUAUCAACCAGUCGUUGAAUGCGGAAAAGAAUCAUCAGUUGAUCCUCAUGUCACGCAUCUAUCAGGAAGCAACUCGAGUUGUUGUCUAUCUUGGCGAGGGCACCAGCGACACGGACGCCGCCAUGAAGUACAUUGGUGAGGUUGACGAUCCUUCCGACUACGGAACUGGCGACUGGGACCUGCCGUCGGCGAUUUGCGAUAAAUCUUCAUUGGAUGUUUUCUUCGAACGACCUUGGUUUCACCGUGUCUGGGUGUUACAAGAGAUUACAUUUGCAAAACAAGCCAUCGUCAUUUGUGGGAGUCAACAACUAGAUUGGCAAAGUUUCCUGACGUUCUAUCAAUGGAACAUAAUGAACCGGACUGUUGAUAAGCUUCCAUACUCGGUCCAGUACUCAACAUCGCCCGUUUCGGAGCACGGUGGGUGGAUUUGGUAUGUGGAACGACUCCUCAGGAUGCUCAGGGACACAAGACACUGCGGCGCGACCGAUCCGAGGGAUAAGCUGUAUGCCAUUAUUCCUCUGCUGAACCGAGAUCACGACCAAUUGUCUGUGGAGAUAGGCGAGGCGAUGGAGAACUGGGAAUGUGACAAUGAGGAUGAAGUCCAAGACAUGCAAGCACGCCGAAAGAGGAUUCAGAUUCCAGUCGAUUACGGCCUUUCUGAAAAGGCCGUCUUCACAGACCUUGCCGUUUUACUCCUACAGACUGUCGGUUUGGAUACCCUCAAAAGCGUCAUCAAGCAGCCGCAAAUACCUGGCCUUCCCUCUUGGGUCCCCGACUGGAGCACUGUCGAUUCGAACUGGUCUUCACAAAACCCACCGAGGGAGAUGGGCUAUGCUGCUGGGUUUGACAGAGAGCCUGACAACCUUUUUGGUCGAUCAAGAUACAGACCCGAACGACUCCAGACUUGGACUGUCUCGGAAUAUUCAUCUGCAUCGGGGGAUAUUUCGGCGCAACUUCACCUCGAUGUGGUCCAGGUCGGCCAGAUAACGACGCUUGGCGAUGUCUGUGACAUUGGAAACAAUGUGUUUCCGCUUGCUCAGUGGGAGAGCCUUGUACCAAGCAAGGAAUACCUCAAGAACAGGAGCCCUCCAACGAACCUCUCAACCCAGGAGAUGGUGGACUGGCACAAUGGACCCAUAGGACUCUCACCGUUCGUCAGAACAGUUUCUGGAGAAGACGUAGUCUACCCCAGAGUUGCCGACGAGGCCGUCGAAUUCAUCAAGUUAUACGGUGCCGAAAACAUGACAAAGGAGGAGGAGGAAGCAAAAAAGGAUAAUAUAUUUUGGAAGGAAAGUCAUGAGAAGGAUCACCUCCCACUCGUCGAAAUUUUCAAAAAAGGUUCCAGCUACCAAACACAGGCUAAUUUCAUCCUCCGCAUGUGCGAUGGGAAGAGAUUCUUUGUGACCGACACUGGGUUCAUAGGACUUGCCCCCGAGCGAGCCCAAGUCGGUGACGUGGUUUAUGUCGUCAAGGGAGCUUCUGUCCCUUUUGUUUUUCGAUCCAUUUCUUCAAAAGGGACAGAUGCGGGUUGUGAGGGUGAAGCUGAGGGGGAAGACAAGGCCCCAUACUUUGAGCUGGUGGGCGAAUCUUUUGCGUUUGGAGUCAUGACGGGUAAUGUAUGGCCUGAUGUGGCGAAGGGGACCGAGAAGGUUGAGAAGAUCAUUAUUCGAUAG